ACACGUCUGUAUACUCAGAGCGGCAAAUACACGUCUAUAUACUCCGAGCGGCCAAUACACGUCUAUAUACUCCGAUCAUUCAGAUUAUCUCGUCAUAGCAGCAUCUUUAAAGCCCGUCUGUACCUGUCCGGGAUGACGACCGACAGUUGCAGUGUUAAUGCACCUGAGCUGUAUAUUAUCUGACAAGAUGGCGGUCGGUCCCGUCCUCUGCUGGCUCGGGUGCGUCGUCAUAACGGUUGUUGCGCUGCAUCCGGACGACAUCGCAUAUGUCCAGACAGAGUUGUCGCCCGCUGGUCUCGAGAUCCAGGUGACAGGUGGCGCUGUGUACAUUGAAGCUGUAGGCAGCAGGGUCCGUGGUAUCCUGAAAUGUUCCUUGUCACGUGACAAAGAUGCAGUGGCGAAGUUACUAGGCAACAGAAAUGUCGUCAUGAAAACAAUUGGACAGGCAAAAAUUAAAGAAGUGGUGAGUCUCUGUCAGCAGCGUCACCAGUUCUCAUACCGAGUUGUCGCCCCGGCCGCUCUGCCGCCUCAGCCAUUUGCCCCCGAGAAGACCGCCCAGCCUGCAGGGUCAGGGAGCAGCCUCCUCAUCGUCCCCGGGACCAAGUGGUGUGGGGAGGGAAACGUCGCCAACAGUUACGACGACUUGGGGACCUCGAGGCAGACUGACGCGUGCUGCCGGACACAUGACCACUGUCCAUACUUUAUCGACGCCUUUGAGUCCAAAUACCAUUACCAGAACCUGUACCCAUGGACACUCAGCCUCUGUGAUUGUGACAAGGCGCUCUUCCAGUGCCUCAAGAACGUAAACAACUCCGCCUCCAACGAAGUGGGCACCGGCUUCUUCGGCGUCCUGGACGUGGAGUGUUUUAGGUUUACCAGGGGCGAGUACUGUGCCAAGUACCACUGGUCUCAUCUAUGGUGUGAACAGGAAACUACUGGUCCAGAGGCAGUUGUGCAGAAACUAGGACUUCACUGGUAGAUGCUGACUCAGCUAAUAAAUAUACUGGGGGUAUUGAAA
Messenger RNA from Haliotis rufescens (red abalone), 1018 nucleotides. RefSeq lists its product as uncharacterized. Gene Ontology annotation, molecular function: A2-type glycerophospholipase activity. Gene Ontology annotation, biological process: arachidonate secretion; phospholipid metabolic process. Bases 158 to 979 code for a protein of 273 amino acids. Lineage: Eukaryota; Metazoa; Mollusca; Gastropoda; Lepetellida; Haliotidae. The transcript has 6 exons. The record is from RefSeq and is a predicted model, not a curated record.